AUGGCUCAGAAUCAACCAAUCUUUCCAAUAAAGCCAGAAGAACAUUCAGUGCACAUUCCCGUCAGCAUCGAGCGUGAUUCAACCACACUCACAAACUCAAACCAGAAACCAAACCACUGGCCAACUAUCCUCUUCUCAACCAUCUUCGUCAUCAUAGGCCAAUCCAUAGCCAAACUCCUCGAAAACUUCUACUACGACAAAACCAACCGAACUGAGAUCAACCAACACCGUCAAGACGACGGCGUAUGGACUCAAUCUCUCCUCCAAACCGUCGGAUUCCCUCUCCUCCUCCUCCCUUUCAUCAUCCUCACAACCAAAAAACACAACAACACUUCCGUCCAAUUCCACUACAAAUCCUUAGCGGUAAUCUACAUCUGCAUAGGAAUCAUCAUGUCGGUUCAAGGAAGACUCUCCGCAAUGGGAAAGCUCGAGAUACCGUUUCUUCUCUUCACACUCAUCUACCCAACAACGCAACUCCUCUUCACUCCCAUCUUCGCACGCUUCAUCAACAAAAUCAAGUUCAACAGAUGGGUCGUCAUCUCAUUGGUGUUAGCCGUCGGCACCGUAGCUCUCUCCUUUACAUCCACGUUCGGCGGGGAGCCAGGCUCCUCGGAGGAGAGUUUCUCAAGAGGCAUCACGGCUGCUCUCUUCGCCGGCGUAUGCUUCUCUCUCUUCCUCUGUAACAUCCAAAACGUCUUCGACAACUAUAUCUUCAAACGCACGGAAUCUUCAACCACCAUAAGGAAACCAAGUUUUGCUUCCGUUUUCGAAGUCAUAAUCUUCUCUUCCCUCGUAGCUACACUCAUCUCUGUAGUGGGUCUUCUCGUCGCCGGGGAGCAACACGAUUUGAAGAGGGAGAUGAGUGGUUUCCAAAAUGGGAAAGGUGCGUAUGUUAUGGUUAUGGUGGGACAAGCUGUUUCGUGGCAGUUGUAUUGGGUUGGGAUCGUGGGACUUGUCUUCUCUGUUUCGAGCGUGUUGUCGAAUGUGAUUAGUGUCGUUACGUGGCCCAUAGUGUCGGUGCUUGUUGUGAAUUUAUUUGACUUUGGGAACUUCACGGGGGAAGGCGAUGAUGAGUUUGAUAUUUUCAAAGGUGUCGCUUUGAUUACUGCCGUGUUAAGCGUUGCCGCUUAUUUCUUUAGGCUUCACAAAGAGAAUCGUGAUAGUGCGUAUUAAGUUUUUUUAUUUUUCCUUUUUGAUUUGUUGGUAAAUUAAAUAAUCAUAAAUAGUUUUAUUGUUUAUUUGUGUGUAAGUAUUAGUAUGUUGCUACAAAAUGUAAUUUAUCUAAUUUAUCUAUUUCAGACAUUGGUUUCAUGGUC
This is a messenger RNA of Eruca vesicaria subsp. sativa (arugula), 1316 nucleotides long. Lineage: Eukaryota; Viridiplantae; Streptophyta; Magnoliopsida; Brassicales; Brassicaceae. The record is from the annotation of a GenBank genome assembly.